Messenger RNA from Linum trigynum, 5526 nucleotides. The record is from the annotation of a GenBank genome assembly. Lineage: Eukaryota; Viridiplantae; Streptophyta; Magnoliopsida; Malpighiales; Linaceae.
GAUCGACAUUGCCCUCAAUGGAGCAGAGGAAAAAGAGGAGGGGAAAUGAUGUUACAUGGAUAAGGGCGAUAGUAGGCACAGACUGGAGCAAGGACCAAUCAUCAGGAACACUAGACUGGAAGAGGGACCAGUCACUACAAGAGAGGGUCUCAGAAACAACCACUAGAACACUAUUUGUUAGGGAUAGUUGUCAGCCCAAAUGGGCAUACAAGAAAAACAAAAAUAAAACCAAACACACAAACUACUCAGUUCAUGCUUCGCAGACACAUGGAGAAAACCAUGGUGGGUUUGCAUCCCCACAAGCUCUUUCUUUUACGUCUUUAGCUAGACGCAUCAGGUGGAUGCUUGAAGUGGAUUAAGGUCAGGUGCCUCCAAGAGCGGAUCCACAUCGAUCUUGAGGUACAACUUCAAGUGGUGGCCAUGAAUACGGUAGACGUGGCCACCAACUCAAGUCAACUCGACCUGGCCAUCUGGCAGGAUGCACGCGAGUGAAUAUGCAAAUGGCCAGAGGGUCGUGGCGCAAGAGCCGGAACCAACUCAUAGUGGUCUCCAGCUUUUGUUCUGCCAGGCUUGGAUGACUGCAGCUUUGGCCGCCACUACUCCUUGAGCCGCUCUUUUGGUAACUGUGGGAGCGGGAGUGGCGGAGGAGGACGAGGUGCAGAAUCCUGCAAACUGGGAGACAUAGAAGGAUACACGACAGACUCGUGCACCUGGUGAGAUACAACAUUAAAAGGCAAGGGAACAGUCAUGCUGAUGACUCGGUAAUUGCACAUGUUUUCCCCUUUGUUUCUUGAUUGUUGGAGCUUGAAUUAUUGCGUCUUUGGCCUAUUUUAUGCUAGGUUGUGUUCCUUUGUCCCAUUUCAGGUCCUAGCACAUAAAGUGAAGCAUAGGCGCAAGUUUCAAGUCAAUCAGAGAUCAAUUGACGAUUCAAGAGAAGAAACUCGGGCAUGACCUGAAGAAGAAUGGAUUUCUACCUCACUUUAUGGACAAAGAAUCAUGCAAGCUUGUUAUGAAACGAAAGAGGACGAGACUACGAGCGUCUGGGAUCAAACGGCGAUUGAUUCGGAGUCCGGACGAGGGAGAAACGAAGCAUUAAACAGAGGCUGAGCAAGCUGCACGGGCAGACCAGCGUGGCCACGCACGGCCGUGCAAGUGACCAGUUUGGCCGUGCGGGAUUGUGCGUGGGCACGCACGGGAUUGUGCGUGGCCACGCACGGCCGUGCAACAUACAAUUCUGGCCGUGCGAGUUGGCUGAGGUUCAACUAAUUGAUACGCCGCGUUUUGAGGUGCACGGCCAGAAUGGUGAUGUGCACGGCCGUGCACCCUGGCCGUGCGAGUCGGGAUUUCCUGGUUUUAAGCCAAAUUCCGAACCAAAGAAGAGGGAGAGCUGGGUUUUGGAUCCCAAACACCCAAGGGACGAACCCUAGAGAGAGAGAGCGACUUGGGAACAUUCUUGGAGCUAUUUUGGAGGAUUUCUUCGCCAUUGGAGCUCGGGAAUCAAGCUUGGAGAUUGAAGAUCUAGAUCAGAUUUCUGCAGUCUCUCUCUUCUCUAUGGAGUAACUUCCCUUCACUUAGGUUUUGAGGAACCCUAGUUCCAUGAGUUAGGAUCUUUCUUGUAUGAAGUUUUGGAUGCUAUAUUGUUUGAUUAUAAUCGAAUGAUGCAUGUUUAUUGAGUCAAUUGAAGUCUGAUCAACUUUUCCUGAUUCCUGCUGCAAUCUGAGAUAGAUAGAAUCUGAUUAGGUUGCUAGAGUCUCAUCAUUCGGUAGUAGGAGAUUGGCUAUACGAGAGUUAGCCAGUUUACUGCUUUGUACUGGAAUCCAAUUCCAGUGGUGGAGUUCUGUGCUUAUUGCUUCAGCUUUCUAUCCCGGUGAAGACUAGUCGUCUGCCGGAUAGUUAGACUGAGAGGGCUUGGUCAGCUUAAGAUAUUCCAAGCUACUGUCGGAUCUUCCGCAGUUUAAUCAACAGUAAAUCAACCAAAAUGAAUUACAACUUGGACCUAAUUGAGGAGCUAGGGGGAAUCAUACCUAAGUGAGUUCCCAAACUGUAAUUAGUAGUUUUACUUAGUUUAGUUAGUAGAGUAGUUUAGUUAAUCAAUCCUUAAUCUAGUUUGCUAGAUAAUGAACUGAAGCUGAGUAAUAGUAACUCUAGAGACCCGUGGAUUCGAUAUUUAUUACUUGUGCCACUAUACUGCAGUCCCUUUCAUUGGUUACACUUGGCCAUUGUUAGGUGUUGUGUUUUGGAGCAUCAAGUUUUUGGCGCCGUUGCCGGGGACUUUCUAGAGUAUUAGGAAAGGCAGAAGUUUGUUACUUUAGCGUUUUUCUUUUCUUUUCCACCCUUGCUUUUCACUUGGUUUUUUUUUGUUUUUUGUUUUUGUUGGUGCAGAUCUGAAUCAUGGAUCCGCAUGGCUUCUCCAACCAGUGGGGGUAUCCACCACCAUCCGGGUGGUAUUACCCCGAGACUCCCUGGAGCAAUCAAGGAGGAGAAGACUAUGGAUUCGGGUUCCAGUACCAACCCCCUUUCUACGGAGAACAACCAGACCCCUGGGCAUAUCAAGAACAAUCUCCUUAUCAAGAAGAAUUCCUCCCACAACAAGAAGGGCCAUCGGAUCUGGAGUUACCCAUGGCGGCCUUCACGGGCCAUUCUGCAGAGCCAUGCUACACUCCACAGCCAGAUCCAAACUAUGAAUUGAGGCUUCUCGUGGAGCAGAUUGCUCGAGUACCUGAGAGAUCUUUUCCCGAGAUGGAUCCUCAUAUCCAGGCCAUUGCCCAAACUGACUUUUCCUUCCCCCGUGAAACAGAGGAUACCAUCCGGAGCAUAAAGAAGCACCUAGAGGUCAUUGAGAAAGCUUGUUCACAGUUUUCUCAAGACAACCUUUAUGCUGCCAUACAAGUAGAGGAGGAGGAAGAAAAAGGCAAUCAUGAGGAUGUUGAGGAGCAUACAGAAGUUGUCACAGAAAGCUCCCAUGAUAAUCAUGAUCAAGUGUAUCCUUUGGUGGUAGAUCAUAACUUUCACCAUUUCCGCUCUGACAUGCUGGGCUCGAGUGAGGAGAUGCAAGCUGAACUUAUCGAGAACCUUGCAUGGAGACUUGCUCUCCAAUUCGUGCUGGAAGAAGAAGAGCAAGAAAGGGUGCAGAAAGAAGUUGUGGAGGAUGACAAAAGUGAAGCAGAAGGAGUUCUUGAUCUUUUCUCAGAGGUGAUACCACAUGAAGAAGAAAGGGGGGUUGAAAAAGCAAUUGACGUCCAGGCUGAGGAUGAAGUUGAGGUGGAAGAGGCAUGCACCGGCCAUGAGUUGCAAGUAAUAUCCCCACCAAACUUCGAGGAGCUGCUUGGCAAGGACCCAUUUGCAGUGUCUCUUUGCCAGACCAAGGCCACAUCGACAUCGGUCCCUCUUGGUGGACGCGAUGGUGGCCAAUCGAUGCUGUCAUAUCUGGUUUGGGGCAAUGAGACGAGAGAAGAGAAGAAGAGGUCUCUAGGGUGGAGACUUCAUCUGCAUCAAGUACAUGAGCCUUCCUCACCUGCCACACCACAUGCUCGUGACUUGAGACUCCACCUCAUCGACGAGAACCUCAACUUCAAGGAGGUUCUAGCAUGGACCGAAACUUAGGAGCCAUCGUCCGGCUCACGACGUGAAAGAAGCGCUUGUUGGGAGGCAACCCAACCAGUCGGUUUGCAUUUCUUUCUCUAUUUCUCCUCGGUUGAGUCAGUUUUGUAAUUUGAUUUUAGAGUCAAUAACUCAACCUUUGUGAGAUUUUGUGUGGUGUUUGUGUUCUGAUUACUCUCUCUUUCUGGGAUGCACUGCCUGACCCGUACAUCAUCAUUCACCCUUGAUCUGGUAACUUCGUUCAACCCUCCUUAUCUUUCCUCCAUUGAGGACAAUGUCGUGCUUAAGUGUGGGGGGGGUGUUCGAUUAUGUAUGCGGGUGAAUGUUUGGCUGUUUGUGUGCUUGGAGCCUAGUCCACUGUCCAAAUUUUUAAAUUUGAGGGCUCCAAGUACGUGUUCCAUGCAAUUGCCUGCUCAGUAUGCUUUGAAUUGACAGUCUUUACAGUAAUAUGCAACCUAGGGAGGUAGUGUAGCACUAUGGAGGAUGUUGAUGCAUUUAAGAAGUCUCAUUUCUUCUUCAUAUAAAGUUGGUUGAUUGAGUGAAUUAGUGAUCUUAGGACCCUUGAAUUGUGUGAUGUUGUGGAUUUUCUACCUGUCAUGGACUCUUGUAUCAUGUUUUGAAAAUAGCAGGUGCUCGAAAUUGUGCUUCAAAAUAACGUCUCCCGUGCGAAUAGGGCGAAAGUGUGUAAGGGGAGACGGGAAUCCGUUCCCAAUUUCCACCUACUACCUCCAGCCCCCUUACAUGUCUUUCCCCCGCACGAGGCUCGAGACAUCCGCUCCUGGCAUGGCCGGUAAGAGCAGGUUGGGACCCUUGAAAAGAAAAGAAAAAUAACAGAAAACAAGCAAAACAGAAAAAAAGGGGUUCCAACCAUCUUCAAGAAGAAAAUAGAGCACCUUGAAAAAUGUGAGUCCAUGAUCCUUUGUUUUUGAGAAUCUCUUCCUCCACAAUCCAUUUGUCCUCUGUUCACUAUUUGCCAUGAUGCCGACUCGCCGAAGAAGUUAUGAGAUGACUUGUGCGUCGGUUGACCUCGUAAGCUGCUAAAUGAUCUAGGAAGUCCUCUACCUACGAUCUGGGUUGUUUGUUGCUAUAGAGGUCUGAAGAGUUGCAUUGGUUUGAGUUAGGUUUGCUUGGGGACAAGCAAACAGUUAAGUGUGGGGGGAUUUGAUGACUCGGUAAUUGCACAUGUUUUCCCCUUUGUUUCUUGAUUGUUUGAGCUUGAAUUAUUGCGUCUUUGGCCUAUUUUAUGCUAGGUUGUGUUCCUUUGUCCCAUUUCAGGUCCUAGCACAUAAAGUGAAGCAUAGGCGCAAGUUUCAAGUCAAUCAGAGAUCAAUUGACGAUUCAAGAGAAGAAACUCGGGCAUGACCUGAAGAAGAAUGGAUUUCUACCUCACUUUAUGGACAAAGAAUCAUGCAAGCUUGUUAUGAAACGAAAGAGGACGAGACUACGAGCGUCUGGGAUCAAACGGCGAUUGAUUCGGAGUCCGGACGAGGGAGAAACGAAGCAUUAAACAGAGGCUGAGCAAGCUGCACGGGCAGACCAGCGUGGCCACGCACGGCCGUGCAAGUGACCAGUUUGGCCGUGCGGGAUUGUGCGUGGGCACGCACGGGAUUGUGCGUGGCCACGCACGGCCGUGCAACAUACAAUUCUGGCCGUGCGAGUUGGCUGAGGUUCAACUAAUUGAUACGCCGCGUUUUGAGGUGCACGGCCAGAAUGGUGAUGUGCACGGCCGUGCACCCUGGCCGUGCGAGUCGGGAUUUCCUGGUUUUAAGCCAAAUUCCGAACCAAAGAAGAGGGAGAGCUGGGUUUUGGAUCCCAAACACCCAAGGGACGAACCCUAGAGAGAGAGAGCGACUUGGGAACAUUCUUGGAGCUAUUUUGGAGGAUUUCUUCGCCAUUGGAGCUCGGGAAUCAAGCUUGGAGAUUGAA